UCAACAACAUCAGACGAUCAUCAAGCGCAUCGUGUGUUGGACAGUUGUUGUUUAUCCGCACCGUCUUCUAUUUUCUAUCAAGGCAAUAAUUGAAAAAAAAAGAAGAAAAGAAAAAAUCUUCGCGACGGCAACAAUCGUUUCGGUUAUUCCAGUGCGUUCAACCCUCUAUACGUUCUUCUACGAAUUGACAGACGAGUCGACGAUCGAAAUUCGUGUGUGUGCUGCCCCGCGCUUUUGUUUUGGGAUUUUGUAUCUUGUUAUUAUAUAUUGUGCGUUGUUUUCAUCGCGUCCUCGUGCUGGGGUGCAAUGCUGAAACUGGAACGGUCACGCAGCAACGCCGCCGACUUGUGACUCACUCACGCUGUCAAGAAAGGACGACGCAUUAAAAAAUAAAUAAUAAUAAUAAUAAUAAAAAAAGACCCGCCAGUUUUUGACUCAGCGCGGUUUUCGGUAACUGGAUCGUCCUAACGCGCAUCGUUCCACAUCCAAACGCGGGUCUCCGUUUCUGCACUUCAACAGUGGAGAGUGAGGCGCAUCGGAUCUUGUUGACGUUGACGUUCAUUGUCUUUCAUCCAGCAAGGCGUACACAGAACUUGACAGUCUGCCGUGAGCGACAAAUUCGAGCGGCCAAAACAAAAUCAUUUCAGCAUUGUUGUCAGUGGUCGGUUUAUUAUACUGUGAGACAUUCAGUUUCAAGGAGUGUGUGUGUCACUUCCGGAAUCGAAUCGAUUUCGUUGGUAUAUUUUUGGUUAUAAUCUGACUCGAGUGGUGAGUUUGAGGAAUCAUGUUGUACAACGUCGCCUACUGCAGCAACUACUCGCCCGUCAAUUACCACCAUCAGCAACAGGUGAAACGGCCAAGAACCGACAACGACACCGACGCUUUAUCAGCCGCAAGUAGGCUUGGUGAAACCGGUCACGUGUCCAGCCCUGCCAGCCAAUCAGAAUCGACAUGCGGAUCUCCUGGUGAACAAGGCGGAGGAAGCGGAGGCGGAGGGAAUAGCGGCCAUCCGCCAGAAGGCCAAUCGUCCAUCCAGCAGCAGCAAGGAGUUUUGGUUGGACCCGGUCCCGGUAGCGGUUCGUUGGUAUCCAGGACGAUGACCUCUUCCACACCGACGUAUUCGUCAUCGCCGGCGUCAUGGACACUGGCGACACCUUCAGACAAUUCCUUAGUGAAAUCCGAACUUCUUGGAGCCUCGUCUGAAGGCCAUCUCGGUUCUUCAGAUUCGCCCUUCGUCAGCGACGCUCUGGCUGCAGUCACCGGUGACUACCAAUCGGCCUACGCUGCUUCCUAUUACAGCAGCGCGAUGCAGGCCUACAACAGUCAGUCGACGUCGGCCUACAUGCCCAGCAGUGGAUUUUACAAUGGCGCACCGUCGCAGACGCCUUACGGAGUCCUAGCGCCCUCCACUUACACAACGAUGGGCGUGCCUAGUUCAAGAGCUCUAGGCCAACAGUGCAAAAAUGGCCAAUCAUUAGCACAAACGCCUCCGUAUUUGAGCUCGUACGGGUCAGCAUUCGGAGGCGUCACUGCCAGCAGUUCGCCGUCGGGUCCGCCCGCCUACGCCUCGGCUUAUGGAUCGGCGUACAACAGCGCCGCCGCCCAAUCCUUCACCAACAGUCAACAAGUUCCAACGGUACUCGAUUACGGUACGUAUACGCCGUACGGCCAAGCCAGUAGUUACGCGUCCUACUAUGGCCAGAGUUACGCUCCCUAUGGCAACGGCAGCGUCUCUGGCACAGCGUCGUUGCCCAGCCUAUCACCGACCGGAUUGCCGAGCCUUGGUGGAGUCCCCAACCCGACCAGCGCAGCAACCAACAGCAACAAUGUCUCUGCGUCAACAACCAAUUUCACUUCGGCUGGAUCCUACCAACAGUUGCCGCACGCUAGCCUGACAUCAGCUUCCUCUUCCCUCUCAGAGAGUCCGCCGUAUCCCGUUGUGGAGAACAGCAGUCCACCCCUGACAAUCAAGAGUGAUUCGACCCCAACCAACAACUCUCGGAGGAGUAAGGAGACGUCUGCCGAAGGUGGAUCUAGGAGCGCACGAAAUAGAAACCGAAGAGCACCAAAUCCGUCACCAGACCCCGAAUCAAAUUUGGACCGUGUCUUUAUUUGGGAUCUUGACGAGACCAUCAUCAUUUUCCAUUCGUUAAUGACCGGAUCCUACGCCUCCAGAUUUGGAAAGGACGUUCCCGGCUCGAUCCAGCUUGGAGUCGGCAUGGAGGAGUUGAUUUUCAACCUAUCCGAUACUCAUUUCUUUUUCAACGAUUUAGAGGAAUGUGAUCAAGUCCAUAUCGACGACGUGUCCUCCGACGAUAAUGGCCAAGAUCUCAGUAAUUAUAAUUUCCGGACGGACGGUUUCCAUGCAGCCGCCACCAACGCUAGCCUCUGUCUGGCCACUGGCGUCCGCGGCGGAGUCGAUUGGAUGAGGAAGCUUGCCUUCCGGUACAGAGCCAUCAAAGAGAUUUACAACCGUUAUCGCAACAGCGUCGGAGGGUUGCUUGCGCCUGCCAAGAGGGAGCAGUGGAUCCAGCUGCGGAUGGAAAUCGAAUCGCUGACAGACAAUUGGCUGACUCUAGUCACUAAAUGCCUCGAACUGAUCAAUUCCAGACCCAACGCCGUUAACGUGCUGGUGACGACAACGCAACUCGUUCCCGCUUUGGCCAAAGUCGCACUCUACGGGCUGGGCGGUGUCUUCGCCAUCGAGAACAUCUACAGUGCCACUAAAAUCGGCAAAGAAAGCUGUUUCGAGCGGAUCGUUUCUCGGUUCGGGCGCAAAUGUACCUAUGUCGUUGUCGGAGACGGCCGUGACGAAGAGAGCGCUGCCAAGCAGUUGAAUUUCCCGUUCUGGCGAAUCGCCAGCCACCAGGACAGUGCGGCCCUGUACAACGCCCUAGAUUUGGGGUACAUGUGAGCGUCGUUCGUUUGAAGUAGAGGAUGAUGAUGAAGAAAACAAAAAGGAAAGAGACAAAAGGACAAACAAAUAAUAGGAAAGGAAGAAUCUGCAUGUCCCUUCUCUUGACAACCGGAAUGGAUUGACAAGGACAAGGCUGGAAAAAAGAGAGAAACGGAAAGAAGUUACUCCAUUAUUCAAUGACGUUUAUACAGGGCGAGAUACACACUCGAAGAUUACGUAUACACACUCACAUACAACAAGAAAACAACAUGCCACACAUCAGACUCACAAUGGAAAUCGAAUCGAUACGUUGAAAACGUGUUUGAUACGCCAACAGGGUAGACGUCAUCCACCGCAGUGUGUCCUCCUCACCCAGAUUUCCUCGCAUUUCCUUUCUCCUAUGCACCCCAUCCAUCAGUCUCCUUAUACAUUCUUCGGUGUACUAGAAUUAACAACACCCAUCUCUCUCUCUACAAAACUCAUCGCCCAAUCUACCGCUAUCUUUUAUUCUCGAUCCGAAAGUGGAUCAACUCGCACUGUCGAUUGCACUUAAGAAUUUCAUACGAGUUCAUACGAGUUUGUGUGUGCUUGCAUGUCUGUAUGUGUAAAACCGUCUAAGAUAAUCUUGACAUUUGCUCCUAUACCCAAUGAAAAGAAAAAGAGAAAAAAAAAAUGGAAUUGAAGAUGUGUUUGUUGCGUGUAAUGUACAGUACCUUUUUCCCAUACGUUUUUAUAUGUCAUCGUGAGUGUUUUCUUUUCCAUUUCAACAAGAAAACUUUAAAAAAAAAAUUUUAACAAAAAAAAAAGGAAAAAUAAGCAGCAAAACAAACAACCGUCAUUUUAAAAUUUUGUUUCGGUUGGGACCAUUCUUAUAUUUGAUUUUUGCAAAAAGUUAAAUUUCGUUUUUUUUUGUUUUUUUUUUUUGUUUCUUUCACUUCUAAUUUCUCCCCAUAUAUUCUCUCUGUCGCCACCUCUCUCUCUCUCUCUUUCCGGUGUCUGUUUUUGUUUUUUUUUUGUUUCUGGUUGAAGGACUUUCUUAUAUUCGUGUGACGACGGGGUUUGCGUCAUCCCGCCGAGUUCCCUUCUCUGUAUGCCCGUUUCUGUGUGUAUGCGUGUUGAGUGCGUGUGACUAAAUAUUUUCGAUGAAUUAUGUUUUGGGGGGGGGGGGGGAGAAAUGUUUCCUUAUAUUUGGUUCGUCUAUAGAUACUGAUGGUGAAAGAUGAAAAAAAAAAAACAGACAAUGUCUCUUCUCUUUUUUAAUUUUUCUCCAGACUUUCCAUUCGAUUAUACUUGUUUAAUUCCAGCCCGUAAUCCUUUUUAAUAAAGGCAAGCUUUACAAGAAAAUCAUGUAGAAACCAUUCUGCCAUAUACUCACGGUACACAAAACACUCAAAAACUUGCAAAAAAUUUAAUAAAUAAUAAUAAUGUGUCUUGAUAUUGACAUGAACACAGAUGAUUCCAGCGCGCGCGUUCUUUCUAAUAGUAUAGCCCACACACAAAUGUUCUUGUUAUUUUUGUUGUUUUUUCUUUUGUUUAGGGUGGUUUCUUUUUAAAAAAUUCGAUUUGGAUGUGCAUUUGGAUGUUGUUGCCCAGUCUUUCACAAUGGUUCAUUUUCUAUAUUACUAUACACACCCGAAAAGAAGCAGUAAAGCGUCUGUUCCAAUACAGCCACCCGCAACCGCCACCAUAAUCCGCGCGACUGCUAUUCGGAUUUUCUUUUCUUAAAUCGAAUCAUUUCUCUUGUCUCCGUUCUGUAUAUGGAAGCCGAAAACAAAAUAAGAGAGACGAGCUAUUAGAUGUCGAAUAAUCAAACAACACCCUGUCGAGCGCUUUGUUUCUUCGAUCAUAUGCGCUAGUUGGUGGGUCUGACGUCAUUUCGGUCGACGCCCACUUUUUCUCGUUGAAUUGUUAUUCCCUUAUCCGUAUGUGCUGAAUUCAGCAGCACCUUCAUUCUCGAUCAACUCCAUUCAAGUUCUUUCUCUUUUUUUUCACCCAUUAUAUGAUAUACAGUACAUUCAAUCAAUAUGUCUCGUUAUUGUUUUUUUUUUCUCCUUCUCUUUCGGUGUUAUCAAUUUUUUAUUUUCUCUCCAUGAGCGUGUAGUGACUGAUCCACCCAAACAUGAUUUUUUUUCCCCCACUCUCGAUUCAAUCAGUUUCAUUUUCCGGUUUUUUUUUCUUUCCCCAUUUCCUUCACAAAUUUUUCGAAAGUUAUUAUCGUAUGUGUUCCCUGCUGUAAUCGAAUCCUGGUUACUUUUACAUUAUGUUUCUCAUU
Molecule: messenger RNA, 5168 nt
Organism: Daphnia pulicaria
Lineage: Eukaryota; Metazoa; Arthropoda; Branchiopoda; Diplostraca; Daphniidae
Gene: eya
Product: eyes absent homolog 1-like
Exons: 16
Coding region: 785-2914 (709 amino acids)
Biological process (GO): positive regulation of DNA repair; cell differentiation; negative regulation of extrinsic apoptotic signaling pathway in absence of ligand
Cellular component (GO): nucleus
Molecular function (GO): protein tyrosine phosphatase activity
Source: RefSeq, a predicted model, not a curated record